UCAACUAGAAGUUCACUGGUAACGUUUUUUUGCCCCGGAGUGAGUGCCUGACGUACUAGCCACUGCUUCUGUACAUAAUAACAGUCUCUCGCACGGCUGUCCCACUCGCAAAGGAAGCAAUGAUAUUUCGUAUUUCUUACUUGCAUUCCAAGAAAAAGGGCCGACUGGGCCAGUAUAUUGGCUUACCAGGAGAUAUUAUGUCCAGCUUAUUUUGCUUAUUCAUAAUAAUGUGGAACAGUGAGCCCCAGUUCAUGUGUUUUGCGUUGUAAUCUCCACUUGCUAGAAAUCUUUGACCUAGUGUUCCAAAAAAGUCUUUAAACUCGCUAUCUAUAAUUUUAAAACGAGGUGGACAGUAUGUAGAUAGAUAGAUAGGUAAAUAAAUGAGGAUUGCACCGCGACCUAGGGUCUAUUGUGCCCUCUUCUGACUCACAGCGUCUCAGCUAGCCCCAGCAAAUUGAUGAAUUCUAAUAUACUGCUAGGCGCUAUUGAGGCGAUGUGAUCCCUAUUUAGAAACAUGGAUCCAAGGGCCUUAGUCCUGCGCCUACAGAUUGCUGUGCAAUCCAUUAGCAGGUGUUCUGGAGUUUCGGGUUCCAAAUCGCAGAACCGGUAAUUUGCACAAGAAGCUAGGCCCAUGUUGAAUAAGUGCUUCUUGAGUUUGCAAUGCCCGGUGUAGAAGGCGAUCAGUAGCCUGACUUUAUCUCUUGGGAGAUUGAUUAUGAAUUUAAACCUUUUGAGGUUAUAACCAUUCAUCAGCAACUUUGCGUGCCGUAAGCCUGGAAGGUGUUGCCAAUGAAUCUCCCUACCCACUGCUUCAUCAUUGCGGAACUGUUCCUAUUUGGUGUGGGGACCCACCGCUAUGAAAGGUUCUGGUCCUACCAUGCUGGUGGAUGCUGCACAGCGGGCAAGCUCUUCGGCCAGUUCAAUACCGGCGAAGCCUCUGUGACCUGGCACCCAAAUAAGGUGCACCUGGUUGCAUUCUGCAAGACUGUUGAGCCGGUUUAUACACUCCUGCACCAAUAGCGAUUUUAACUCGUAUGACGAGGUCGCCUUGAGUGACGCUUGGCUAUCGCUUAGUAUAGCUAUACGUUCGUUGCGAUAGCCGCGUUGGAGGUUUAACUCUACGCACCGACUUAUAGCAAAUACCUCCGCUUGGAAUAUACUCGGAAACUUACCCAUAGGUAUGGAGAGUUUUGUGCGUGGUCCUGCGACCCCUGCGCCAAUUCCCUCCGACGUUUUCGCCCCGUCGGUGUACCACCUGAUCGAGCUAUCCCUGAGUAGCAGCUCGAGAGCGGAGUCGCUCCAUUCGGCCUUGCUGCCGGUGGACAGUAUCAGGCAGGUUCUGGAAUCCGAGUGAAAGUGAAUAUGAAAAUAAACCUAAAUCCGAGUGAAUUUGGAUUUGGUGUUCUGAAAUCCGAACUUUUUGUUCAUUUUAGAACUCGUUUUUCAUUCACCGCAAAAAUGAACUUAACAGCUGACAGCUGUCAAUUUACCCAAAAUAAAUAACAAAUUUUUGAAGAAAAAUCGCAAAAUGAGUGCUUUAACUGCGUUUGCCACUAUUUAUACGGAAAUGGCGGAUCAUGCAGAAGCAGCUCUUAAUAGAAGGAUACUGCGAGACCAUUCAAAUCCAUUUGAUGUGACUGAGUUGGCCUUUGUAUCCAACUACAGGGUCAACAAAGACGCUUUCCUUAUGCUGCUAAACGUUGUGGACAAUUACAUAAAGCACACGUCUAUUCCAGUGCAAUUACACCUCGCGGCAACAUUAGGAUUCCUAGCAGAAGGUGGUUUCCAAAAGGCUGUUGGCAAGGAUAGUUGCAUUUCUAUGGGGCGCAGCAGGGUAGCAAAAGUUACAGCAAGGGUAUUGAAAAUUUUGGAAAGGUACUUAUGCCCGCAGUGGAUUCAAUUAAGUAUGACCGAAAGUGAGCUGACUAAAUCGAAACAGCAUUUUCAACGAAGUUUUGGUAUACCUGGAGUAAUUGGUUGUGUAGACGGAACGCAUAUACAAUUAUGUAAGCCGCAUACAGAUCAAAGCCUUUUUUACAAUCGGAAAUUAUACUUUAGCAUUAACGCAAUGAUUAUAUGCGACCAUAAUAUGGUUAUAAAGGCAGUUGAUGCUUGUCGCCCUGGAUCAAGUCAUGACCUUUUAAUAUGGAGUAUGAGUAGAGCUCAUGACUAUUACCAACGGUGCUACGAUAACGGAGAACGUGGAUCAUGGCUUCUAGGCGAUGCUGGAUAUGCACUUCAGCCUUUUUUGCUAACGCCUUUUAGAAAUCCACUUGUUGGCACAGCGCAGCAUACGUUUAACCAAAAGCAUUCUUCGGCACGCAAUGUCGUUGAGAGAACAAUAGGGGUGCUAAAAAGCAGGUUUAGAUGCUUAGCACGCCUUCUUCAAUACCAACCAAAAAAGGUGGUACAAAUAACAAAUGUUUGCUGCGCGUUACAUAAUGUUUGCAAACACUACAAAGUACAGGAGUUAUUUUCUGUUGACACUGAAGUCGAGAGAAUGGAACCCGCAGUUGCUGAGGGAGUAUUAAAUGAUGCCACACUGGAUACUGAAGCCAUAACAUUAAGAGAGAAUAUAGCCACUCAUCUUCAUACAAUUUCCUGAAAGUUCAAAGCACCGAAGUAAAUAAAGCAAACUCAAAUUUAAAGUCA
Messenger RNA from Bactrocera neohumeralis, 2652 nucleotides. RefSeq names its product putative nuclease HARBI1. Lineage: Eukaryota; Metazoa; Arthropoda; Insecta; Diptera; Tephritidae. The transcript has 3 exons. The coding region runs from base 1529 to 2605 and encodes 358 amino acids. The record is from RefSeq and is a predicted model, not a curated record.